CGCGUUAGCAGGGCGUGGCCGAGCUGUGAAAUGUCAGGGAGGAAUGGCGCUCGGCGCGGUAUUUUGAACAAUCGUCUUUUCCUUUGCCUGUUUUAUCUGGAUACAUUCCCCUGCAUAACAAUUCCGUAACUGAGAGUUGAGAUUUUGCAAGCAUGGAUGUGGUGUCACCAGAGCUCAACAGUCUCCUUCCUGAUGAGAUUAUGGAUACUGAGGCCAUCGUAAUGGAGGAUGUGCCCGCCUCACAACCCGAUGGCACCGCUGUCCAGUCAGAGUCCGGUGAUGACGUACCGAUCCCAAUGGAAACAGAUACACCCGUUGUUUCUGAAAAUUUGAGCUUCUGCUCAGAUGCCUCUUCGACGGAGCACACCCAGGCUCUGACCACUUCCACCAUCACGGACUCCAUGCUAAGUAUCAGCUCUGAAAGCCAGCUUCCUCUCACACUCUCCAGUGCAUCGUCAUCCCUUCUCACCCUUAAACCAACCCUGGCCACUUCCACGGCCACCACCAAAACUACAGAUAGCGUGACCGGGACGAGCGUGACUACAAGUGGGUUACAAAGGCUCUCGGCUCCUUUUACCAUCUCUGCUGCAAACCACCAGAUUAUCCUCAAUAAGGUGGCCUCUUCUCAAGCCAUUGAAGCUGCAAAGUCUGCAAGCAGUUCAACCCAGGCUGUGAAGCAGGAAGGCCAGAAAUUUUUGGUUAGAACAAUAGGGAAGUCAGGGCAACCCAUAGUGUUCCAGUUGCCCAGCACAGGCAGCAAGCCCGGGGUUGGGCAGGCUUCAGGUGACGCCAAGUCCCAGGCUCCUCAGUUUAAGGUGGUGACCAUUGGGGGAAGGACUGAGCUGAAGCCUGUGAUUGGGAGCACUGCCAGCCAGGUGCCUACGCCGACCCCGCAAGUGAAGACUGUGCAGAUCACUAACAAAACACAGGUUUCCUCAGCCACGCCUAUAAAGUUUAUCAUCGCUAAUACAGUAAACAGCAAAGGACUAACUGCUCAGAGAUCAGUCUCUCCUGUUAUCGCAGGACGGGUCCUGACUCAGAACCCCCCGGUGCUGCCUCCAAGGACCAUUACUCUUUCCGAGCCCCUCAACACUAGCAUACAGAGUAUGUCCAGCAAAAAGAUUGCUAUUUCACCCCUCAAGACUCCCACCAAGCUGACUGUGGUAUCUGUGGCUUCUCAGAUCCCCACCUCCACUCAGAAGCCAAUGACACUGCCUGUCAAUGUAGCUCUCGGACAGCAAAUACUUACAGUGCAGCAGCCCACAACUGCAUCUCCAGCCAAGGUGGUGUCCAGCCAGUCCACAGCACAGAAUAUAAAACCAUUGCAGUCAGUGGCUGUGGGGGGUGUCAGUGGCUCCCAGUUCAAGACCAUCAUCCCCCUGGCCACCCAGCCGAAUGUGCAGCAGAUUCAGGUGCCAGGUAGCAGGUUCCACUACGUCCGCCUUGUCACAGCAACCACAGGCAGCAGCACAGGACAGACCAGUGGUCCCAGCACAAGCUCCAUACAACCAGCUAAACCAAUGGUGGUCAAUACAGGAGCAGUGAGGAUGUCUGUCCCGAUUGUCCAGGCACAGACCAUGAAACAGGUGGUCCGUAAGCCUUUGACAUCAACGGCUCAGGUUGUGACCACCAGUCAUCCCCAGCAACGCCUCAUCAUGCCUGCAACUCCCUUACCAAUCCAGCCCAAUUUCACCAACCUACCUCCAGGCACUGUUUUUGCACCAGCUCCUGGGGGCGGGAAUGUGGGCUAUGCAGUUGUGCCAGCACAAUAUGUCACACAAUUCCAGCAAUCACCGUAUGUGACCCUGGCAAGUAGCUCUGGUUUCCCUGCUUGCUCUGGUAUCCAGUCUCAGGCCAGACUACCACUCAAUGGCUUGUCAACGGCAGAAACAACCUCAAGACCAAGGAAGCCAUGUAAUUGCACCAAGUCACAGUGUCUCAAACUAUACUGUGACUGCUUUGCAAAUGGAGAGUUCUGCAAUAACUGCAAUUGCAACAAUUGCUUUAAUAACCUGGAACACGAAACAGAACGACUUAAAGCCAUUAAGACAUGUCUGGACCGCAAUCCUGAGGCCUUCAAACCUAAAAUUGGCAAAGGGAAAGACGGGGAGUCAGACCGCAGACACAGUAAAGGCUGCAACUGUAAACGAUCAGGAUGCCUGAAGAACUACUGCGAGUGCUACGAGGCAAAGAUCAUGUGCUCGUCCAUUUGUAAGUGUAUUGGCUGCAAGAACUUUGAGGAGAGCCCAGAGAGGAAGACUUUGAUGCACUUGGCUGAUGCUGCAGAAGUUCGGGUACAGCAGCAGACUGCAGCCAAGACCAAGCUUUCUUCACAAAUCUCAGACCUACUCAUGCGGACCGCACCUGUUAUUUCAAGUGGAGGCGGAAGGCUGCCUUACACUUUUGUGACGAAGGAGGUGCUUGAAGCAACAUGCGAGUGUCUGAUUGAGCAGGCGAAACAGGCGGAGCUAAGUCAUCAGCCUCAGGCCCAAGCAGAGAGGCUGAUCUUGGAGGAGUUUGGACAUUGCCUCAUGAGGAUAAUCAGCUCCGCGGGGAAAGCCAAAACAGACUGUGCUUCCAUCAACUGCUAGGCCAGGCUCUCUGGUGCUCCCUACAUACCAACCACCCUUAGCCAUCCCUGGGGGUGCAGAGGAAUGGAUAUACCUGUUCUGUGUUUCAGACCCUUCAGGCUUAUCUUUGCAGGGAAGAGCAGGGUCUCCCUCAUCAAAAGGCAGAACUAUUGACAGUAGAUGAGUUGCACUGCCUUGGCCAAGCUGUGGCCAGCUGGAAUUGUAAAAAUGGAACAGUCAUGUGCACUGUUCACCUACUUUGUAAGCAAAACAUUUAAGGGCAAAUGGAUUGAGCUAAAACUUCUUUGAUGGAACCACCCUCUAACUUUUCAUCACAUCAGUUCACAUGGAUGUGAUGGACAAGAAUGAAUCAACUGAGCAGGGCAAUGUUGAGCAGGAACAGAGCAGAGAACUGAAAGGGCCCUACUUGGCCUCAUCAGUUCUCUGAGUUUUACCCCAACUUUUAUUCUCCCAUUUUUAAAAUUUUGUUCAAAAUGUCUGUAAGCUCAUUUUUAUCUCCGCCAGGCGGCAAGAUGGAAAGCGUCAUGCAUUUGUUCAUGUUUAUCUGUCCGUGCGUGUAUCUGUCUGCAGCUAAUCUCACAUACUGCUGAGCCUGAUAUUUUUUGUGCACAGUUGUGACUGUAUAAUCAAGGAGCUCUUGUGGUUGCAGUGAUUCAAAACCUUUGAAAAAUCAGUUUUAUACUGCAAUUGAGUGCUAACCUGUUUUAUACCACAAUUGAGUGCUAACUCCUCAGUCAGAGCACCUGAGAAGGGGAGAUGCGCAGACAAUGACUCCGUAUUUUCCCCUGUCCUGAUAGGCGGAAAAAAAAGGGUUUAGGAAUUGGGUUUUGGAAUUGUUCCUGUCCAGAUAUGCAUGCCAUGGUAAAACAACACGCCUGGUGGAGAUCUACUGAGUGCACUCUUAUGUAAUCAGCAGGGUGACUUUAGUUGUUAUGUAGUUUUCGGAUUUUAGAUUUCAGUUUCAAUUAAGUUCUAGUAUUCAAGGUGCAUUUACAGGUUUCGUUUUCAAUUUCAUUUUCUGAAAAAGUUCUAGCAUUAGUCUUGUUUCUGUGUUGUUCAUUAUACACAUUUCUCGGGUAGGAUUAAAGGUCACUUAUACGCAAUUAGUUAAUAUUAGCUUCUUAGUGUGUGCUCUUUAAAUGCACUUUUAAAUUUUGUGGGUUACUUCCCCUUGAGAUUAGUUCCACAAAUUUUAUCCUCAGUGAUUAUGACACACUUGCUGUGGUCAGAAAUCAGGUUGCUUUGUCGUACACAUUGAAGUUUUAGUGUAGUUGAUUAGAGCCCUUAACCACUGUGAACAGUCUCAGUGGGCUCAACAGGCCAACUGAAUAUGUGAAGCAAAAUGACACCCCUUGACCUAAACCCCCAUAAUGGUAAAAAAAAAAAAAAAUCACCCCAAAAUAACAGUAAUACUACUACUACUAAUAAUAAUAAUAAUAGAGGAGCCAAAAGGGAGGGAAAUGGAAGAAAUCUUGGGAAGCAUCACCGAGAACGAGAACCCCCUUCCACGCAGACUAAGAGUGCAUUGGGUGUUGAGUGGUUAGUUGUUUGUUAAAAUCAAAUAUAGUCAUUUAAAUUUAAUCCAAUGAUAACAAAUCUAACUAAAAACAGAAUAAGGCAGAUAUUACAAUAAGGGUAAAUACAUGAAAGAAACUGAUAAGGCAUGAAUCAAAGAACAAACGUGUAAGACGUGACAAUUGCAUGCACAGACAACAAGGGAUGAACUUUGAUAGCCUUUGAUUUACUCAGUGUUGAGUAAAUGAGAACAGGCAUUGUGUUUAAUGGGUAUGUAGAUCUGGGUAUCAUCAGCAUAACAGUGAAAGUUGGUGUCACAACAACAGAUGAAUUCAGCUAGAGGAAGCCUAAAAAUUGAGAACACCAAAGUCAACAUUGUAUAUAUACUGCAUUACCGUAAUAAACACAGUGCCAACCAUGAAUGCCAAUGAAGUUGUCAAGGCACUCUAAAAGAAUGGUGUGAUCAACAGUGUCAGAAGCUGCAGUCAUAUUUAGUAAUUUAAAAAAAUGAAAUCCAUGGCUGGUAGAAUAUCACUGACCACCUUUGUGAGAGCAGUUUCAGUGGAGUGAGCGCAUUUAAAGCUAAACUGAAGUGGUUCUAAAAGAUCAUUGGUAGGGCUGUGACAACAACCAGAUUACCACAAUAUUGUGGUCAUGUGAUUCUUACUGAGGGAUACAUUUUUAAAAUGAAUUUAUUUAUUUGUGGUGCAAAUUACAGUUAUUAAAGCUAUUAUCACUGGCGGUCUUCCAGCCUGUGUUCGAGGGCUUCUGGAGAAGUAAAAUUUUUCAGUUGCUCGUAAGGGGUGAGAGACAGUCAGUUUAACAUAUGGGGGAAAGGAUAUGGAUAGGAUCUAGCUAAUCUCCAGAAAGUUACACAGACAUGGAACCAAGGUCAGCUUGUCCAGAGUCCCUGAAAAACCAGGCAAACCUUGAUUCAGAUUCGCCAUGAGGUUUGGUUCCAGAGAUAAGUGAAAUGUCAAAUUUUAUAUCUCCAGAACAGAGGGUUGUACAGACACAAGACCAAGACUGGCAUGUUCAGCGUUCCCAAAUCCCCCAGGUUGACAUUGGUUACAAGUCGCUCAGUACUUUUGGAGAUACUAAGCCUUGGCCCCCCACUCAAAGUGAGAAUAAAUAUCCUUGCCCUAUUCUGCCUCUGAUUGGCUGGUAGUAAUUGCCCUCAUUAGUUAGGGUUGAGAUAGGGUUAGAGUUUGCCAAUCAGGGGCAUAGUAGAGGUGAAUUUUCCUAGCCAGCAUCCAGUGUAUGCAGGACCAACAAGGCGAUUUAGUCUGACUCGAGACCAAGACUGGCAUGUAAACCGCCGUAUCCGUGGGGAUAAAAAAUGUAUACGGUCACAGCCCUCAUUGUUGGUGGACAUUAUGGAAUUAGAGUUGAAUGGCCAUAAUUUUUCAAGUAUUUUAGAAAAGAAAGGAAGAUUGCUGUGUAGUUAUUUAGUUUUCAGGAUCAAGAUUAGGUUCUUUAAGACACAGCUUGAUCACAGCCGUUUUAAAAAUGUAGCACACCAUACCUGAGGUAAAGGAGGAUUUUAGAAGUAUUGGGCCAAGAACUGAGUAAAGUUUUCUUUUUAAAAAAUUCUCUAAAUCUUAUUUUUUAUUUUUAUUUCAGUUAAUGAUGAUUAUUUUUAAAACAAUAGUCUUGUGUUUAGUUUUGUUAGUUUUCAUUAACAAAAGUAACACUGGUAAUCAGUAUGUCUACUCACAGGCAUACAGAACAAUAUUUUGAUAUUUAUUUUACCAAGUGCUCAUUGUGAGAGGUAAUAUUGUGGCAUAUAAUGCUUCAAAGUGUUAGAAUGAAGCAUUACAAACCUAAAAAAAUAGAGGCAAUAUUAGGCCUUAUCCAGCAGUAAAUAGUUGGGUGGGCACAUGUGUAAUACAUCAUGCAGAGAGCUUCCACCAUACAGAACUGCUCCAAACAGUUGGAACAUGUCUGCAUUGGCAAAGUUGAACAUGUUGUGGAAUGAUUCUGUUGACGCCAACAGCCUAGUUAUGGUCUGUGUUGUCACCUGCUCACUGCACUGUACUGUACUGUCUGAAAAAAAAACAUAAAACGACAAAUGACUAGUUAAGUCACAGUUCCAACACUUACUUCUAACAAGACAAGUGAGCAAACUCAAUGCAAAUAGUCCUCACUUGAUCCGUCCAUGCUGGCCUGAUGGUGCUGUAAUACAAAACUGCCCUAAGCCUGUUUGUAGUCAAGUUAGUUGGCAAAGUCGAUAAACAAACUGAACUUACUUGAAUUCAACAAAACAUUGACUGCUUUCUUCCUUAAGACAUUUUUAGAAUGUGUGAAAUUCCCACUGAUGAAAACAGUUGAGGGGGGGGAAAACUGCGAAAGAAACAAGGCAGACAUCACUAUAUUUUGUUCACAUUGGUGUCAUUGCUUUGUUUGGAAAAGGUGACAAGUCAUCAUGGCUCAUGAUAAAACUGCUGAAGCUAUUUUGGAUGAAUUGACAUGCACAGGCUGCAAGCUCUAGCUUGCGUAUGAGCACACACAACGAGUAAGAACCUGUUAACCUGAUGUCCUCCCUGAUACCAUUUUGUCUGCACCCCUAUUGUUCACUCUGCUGCUCUUCUGCUAACAUUAGUUAUGCCCGCAUUUCCUUUCCACCAGGACGAAGUGAUGAACUGAUUUCUUAGUGUUUUAUAUGGUCUUGAAUGCAGGAACAGUAAGGUGGUAAGGUCAGAGGUAUUACGAGAAUUGGGUUGAAUGGUGAAGUGAGCGCGAGGUCAGUCUUAAUGGCCCAAAUGGACAAAAUGCUGCAUCUUAUUCUUGGCGUUGGAGGAGGAGGUGGAGCUGUAUCAGACUUUACUGGAUUUGAAGAUAUUCAGUCAUAGAUACCUAAAAUUGGAGUUGUAGAAGUUUGAAUUUACUCACCUCAGGAUGAAUACCAUUUGUUAGACCUUUAUAAGAUCUUCUCACACAGACUGAGGGUGCUCCUAAAACCCUGACUGAAACAGUUUCUGAAGUAUGAUGAUGGCAUUUGACAGUAUUUAAAAUAAUGAUAAUGGAAUAGGAGCACUCAAUUAUCGAGUUUACCCUACUUGUCCUGUCUGAUAACGCAAAAAUGCCUUAAAACAAUACUAAAAGGGAUGGGAUAAAUAUUUUAUACUCGGGGGCUCAGAUUUCAAAAAUAUUUUUUUUCUGUUGAUGGGGUCUGGUGGGAAAGCAGUUGCUUGAGAAUUACAUUACCAUGUAUGCAUACAUAUCAAACCAGGUGUUUAUACUUUUCUGUUUUCAUGUUUUCUAGCUGACUUAACAAUAGUUUCCAGUGCAAACUACCUUUUCAUAAAAUGAUAACAUGAUUUGAAUGAACUUGUGAUGAUGCUGAAUGCAGUAACAGCUGGGAAGCACUUUCACAAUUUAUGUGGAUGACAGAUAUCGCUGCAAAGCUCCAGGUGCCCUCAAUGUCGAGGCAGGGCUGCAUGUGUGGCACCACCUCCAUCAUCAGUGUAGCUAUCCACGUGUCUCCUGAUGAAGGCGAAGCCUGUGCCUGUAAAACACUUGUAGUUAGUCUAACUCUGUAUCCCCACUGAUCAGACUGCUAAAGAACAGAAUACUUAAUACAAUAAUACAUCAUCAUUAAAGACAUAACGGCAGAACAUGAAGGAGGUUUAGAUUUUAGGUACAACCUCACCUCGUCCACCAUGCAUCGUGGGGCUUUUCACUUAAAAGUCAUGACUCUCUUACUAGUAAAAAUAUAAUUCCAACAGCCCAGAAUAAGAACUGAAGAACCCAUUAGUUAGCUUUAACUAGUCAAUUAUAUUUUUACAAGUGAGGAUUGAGUUGCAUAUCUGUAAUUUAAUUACAGAUGGAUUUUACUAAAAGUAAGACAGACUUACUAAAAGUAAGUAGGAGUGUAUACUCUAUACACUACUAACCAGCCUGCUCCAUGGGCUUAUAUGCAUAUAAACUUUUAAACAAAAUGUGUGCCAGAUCAAAUUUUCAUAUUUGUGUUAUAGGUUUUAUCUGCUGACAUGAUGUCUGGAUGUGGUACCCUUGGUCAAAAUUGCUAUAUAUAUAUAUAUAUAUGAUCAUAUAGACCUAGUAAUACUAGUAAGACUAGUAAAAAAUUGCAUUGUAGAUAUGUUGAAUUAAAAUUUCUACUAUAAAGUUUGUCAGUGCAGGCCUCUUCCAAAGUUUUUAACAGUAAAAACUGAAUUAUGACUUGUAAAAUUGUUGGCAUUUUAGGCUAAAAUGAUUUGCAAUAAAUGACAGAGGCACUGCCCACAAUAGCGGUGCACAAAAUGCCAGUCUGGGGAAGUGUAGCACACUGAGGUACCUGAUUUCAGUCAUGGCUUUUUGUUUUGUUGUACAAGUACCUCUCAUUACAUUUCCCGUUGUGAGCUUGGGUAAAACGGUCACUCAGUUGACACAUCUGUUCCUGUACAAAAAAAAAAAAAAAAAAAAAAAAAAAAAGAAUGCUCAGAAUUUCACUAGAAAUAGAUAAAAGUAUUGAAGAUAAUGCCUGCUCCAUUCAUACAACCAAGCUGUCUUGGUUAUAGCCUGCGUGAAAUGGGGAAGCAGUGUGACCAUGUGAUGUCUUACAGGAAACACCUUUUGUAGUUUAGUUUUCCUGUAUAAUCAGCUGAUGGAAAAGGAAAUCAUGUACAACAAUGUUGGCUUGUAUAAUUAUUGCAUAUAAAACAAGUAACUCUUAUGUAGAAUA
Molecule: messenger RNA, 8790 nt
Organism: Myripristis murdjan (pinecone soldierfish)
Lineage: Eukaryota; Metazoa; Chordata; Actinopteri; Holocentriformes; Holocentridae
Gene: lin54
Product: lin-54 DREAM MuvB core complex component
Exons: 14
Coding region: 153-2591 (812 amino acids)
Biological process (GO): regulation of DNA-templated transcription
Cellular component (GO): nucleus
Source: RefSeq, a predicted model, not a curated record